AUGGCCGCCUCGCGCCGGAGCCCUCCUCGCGUCGCCGGCCGCCGCGCGCUCAGGGGCCGCGAGAGGUCCCGGGCCGCACGGAAGACCGGCCCACCGGCCACACUGCGCAGGCGCAACCGGGCCCGCGCAGGUAUUCUGGGAGCCAAGGCGACUGAGGGAGGCCCCGGCUCGCCGGAGGGCGCGGGCGGUGGGCGGGGCCCGGCUGCGCCGCGCCGUGUGCACGUGACCACCAGGGCUCCGGGGAUUGGGCAGGCCCAAGCGGCGCCACGUCGGCGCGGCCGCGGGCUUCGCCGACUGUCUGACGGAAAUGUGCGUGUGAGGGCUGUUGCUGGCCAGACUGGGUGCAGGCGCGCAUGCGCUUCAGGGAGCCUUGUCGCCACUUACUCCGGGUUAGGUGAGCCGGGCUUCCCGCCCUCAGGCUGUGUACACAUCGAGAAGGCAGACAUUUACUUCCUUAUUGACGGGUCUGGCAGUAUCCACCAAGACGACUUUCUCGCAAUGAAGGUGUUCAUGAAUGGGGUGAUAAGCAUGUCCCACGUUGGACCCGACGGAGUCCAGUUUGGAGUCGUUCAGUACUCGGAUGAAGUCAGUCGUCAGCUUACCCUCAGCCAGCGCUCCAGUGUGGCGGGGCUGGAGGUAGCCGUUGACAGCAUCCGGCGGAAGAGAGGGGCCAGCAGGACAGGUGAGGCCCUGGGCAGCAAGAUCCAGGUCUUUGCAGACACUGCUCGCAGCAGCGUGCCUUGGUAUCUCAUCGUUGUCACCGACGGCAGAUCUGUGGACCCGGGGGCUGACACUGCAGAGGUGCUGAGGGGCCAUGGAGUCACCAUUUAUGCAGUUGGAGUCAGAGAUGCUAAUAUUGUUGAGCUUCAAGAGAUCGCUGAAGACAGAAUGUUUUUUGUGCGAUUUGAGUCCUUGAAGGCCAUCCAACAAGAAGUGGUACAAGACAUUUGUUCCUCAGAGACCUGUAAGAGUAAGAAAGCUGACAUUAUCUUCCUGAUGGAUGGUUCAGAAUCUGUCUCGCCAAAAGACUUUGAAAAGAUGAAGGAGUUCAUGAAGCAAAUGGUCAAACAAUCUAAUAUUGGUGCUGAUGAAAUUCAGAUUGGCCUCCUGCAAUUCAGCUCAGACCCCCAGGAAGAAUUCAGGCUCAACCGAAAUGCCUCAAAGGUGGACGUUCACAGAACCAUCUCAGAUGUUAUGCAAAUCAGCGGUGGCACAUACCCUGGGAAAGCUCUGAACUUCACUCUGACUGUUUUUGGGAGUUCAAGAGGAGGGAGGCCCAGUGUGCAUCCAUAUUUGAUUGUGGUCACUGAUGUCUCCCGGGACAAUGUAGCUAUACCAGCCAAGGACCUGAGGGACAGAAACAUAAUUAUUUUUGCCAUUGGGGUGGGUCAAGUCAAAUUCUCUCAGCUUUUGGAGAUCACUAGUGACCAGAGCAAAGUGUACUAUGAAGAAAAAUUUGAGUCCCUGCAAAAUCUGGAGAAGGAAAUUCCUUACCAGGUCUGCAUUCCACAAGGAUGCAGUGUGGAUGUGUCUGUAGGAAUUGACCUCUCUAUUCCCAUGAGGCAAGUUCAGCUGAGGCUUCAACGGUUAUUGCCAAAGCUGAUGCAGGAGCUGGCUGUGCUUUCCAAUAUCAGCAGUGAUGUUACGGGCCAGACCAACGUGAUGCUCUGCUACCAUGGAGCAUCAAAGGGCCAGCUCAUCUUUGACUCAGGAUUUGAAAAGUACAGUGACGAGACCAUUCAGAAGUUCUUGAUUCACCAGGGUGCCAGGAGCAACCAUAUGGAUGUGGAUUUUUUGCAGUCCCUGGUAGAGAGUGCUAUCCAUCUGUCUUCUGCCAAUGUGAAGGUCCUGUUAGUGUUUACAGAUGGACUGGAUGAUGAUCUAGAGAAACUGAAGGAAGCAUCUGAGCUUCUCGGCAGCAAAGGAUUCUCUGGACUCCUGACUAUUGGCCUUGAAGGCCUCCAUAAAUUAGAGGAGCUCCAGGAGCUAGAAUUUGGCAGAGGAUUUGCGUAUAAUCAACCUCUGAGCAUCACACUGCACACCCUUCUGAGCAUCUUACUGAAGCAACUUGACACAAUUGUAGAAAGAACAUGCUGUAAUAGGUAUGCUAAGUGCUUUGGAGAGGACGGGCACAGAGGUGAUGGUGGGAGCCCAGGGGGAAAGGCAUAA
Odocoileus virginianus texanus is the source of this 2169-nucleotide messenger RNA. The record is from RefSeq and is a predicted model, not a curated record. Lineage: Eukaryota; Metazoa; Chordata; Mammalia; Artiodactyla; Cervidae.